AUGGUGUCCACAAGUAGUCGUCAUCAUUAUCGUAAGAAGAAGAAGGUGAAGAAGCGCAAAGCUGUGAACCUGCAAGCAAAUUUUAAUCGUAAGUGCUCACUAGCUGGUGCUUUCAGUAUCACAUCCGAUACAACGUUAGAAGUAUUAAGUGACGCCAUGUUUCCAUCCAAUGAUGACAAAAAUCAUGGAGCAAUGGACGUUCCUGAUGCAGGGAAUUCAUCAUGUGGUGACUUCCAUUUACACAGUGUAUGCAGUGAUGGCAAGUUGAGACCCAGUGAAGUGAUUGCUAAGGCUGCAGCCAAUGGUGUGACAUUCAUGUCACUUACGGACCAUGACACCAUGGCUGGUGUGAGUGAGGCGAUUGCUACGGCACAGAAACUGGGUGUAUUGGUGUUUCCAGGUGUCGAGAUUAGUGCCGAGGUGAAAGGUGAAGAGAACCUUCAUAUUUUGGGCUAUUUCUAUCCAGGAUCAAACAGUGCCGAGUUGGAAAAGCAGAUGCUAAAGAUACGCACUGGAAGGCACAAGCGUGGCAAAGAAAUGCUGAAAAAGCUGGAGGCGAUGGGCAUUAAACUCAAAUGGGAAAGAGUAUUGGAAAUUGCUGGAGAAGCGGCACCGGGUAGACCACAUGUGGCUGAAGCUCUUGUAGAAGCAGGUCACGUUGCGAACAUUCGGCAGGCAUUUGCUCGGUAUCUGCACAACGAUGGUCCUGCGUACGUCGAGGGUGAGCAUUUCCCACCCGAAGACGCUAUCAAGCUUAUUGCUAGCGCUGGCGGCGUCUCUGUUCUCGCACAUCCGUGGUGUUGCAAGGAUCCCAUGACGCUAGUUCCAAAGCUGGCUAAGCUCGGUAUUCAGGGCAUUGAGGUUUAUCAUGAUGUGAAUAAAAUUGACAUGUAUGGCGCCUUGGCGAAGGAAUCUAGCUUGCUGAGGAUGGGUGGUUCAGACUUUCACGGCAUUAACCCAAUGACGGAGCGUGCACCUGGUGCUAUUCCUUUCCCACGCUUGCAUGUUGAUCGUUUUCUCGCCCACGCCCUACAUGUGUGGGAACGACCGCUUGUAGAGCGGUUGCAGUCAAUGGCGAAAUCCGUCAUGCUGGGAGUUGCUGCAUCGCAGGAGCUACUUAUCUGGAAAGAGCAGGAACCCCUUGUCCGCCGAACAUUGGCUCAGCUUGGCAUGGGAUUUAAAAUGGCGGUAAGUGGAGGAACGCAAGUCCAAGAUACCUUCGCCGGUGACGAUGCUGGCGUCGUCAACAAUCACUACCGAACUAUCAGCGUUUAUCCUCUUGGGUCGAUGAGGCAAUUGGGAAUUUAG
Molecule: messenger RNA, 1308 nt
Organism: Peronospora belbahrii
Lineage: Eukaryota; Oomycota; Peronosporomycetes; Peronosporales; Peronosporaceae
Source: the annotation of a GenBank genome assembly